Molecule: messenger RNA, 4169 nt
Organism: Scleropages formosus (Asian bonytongue)
Lineage: Eukaryota; Metazoa; Chordata; Actinopteri; Osteoglossiformes; Osteoglossidae
Gene: prkg1b
Product: protein kinase cGMP-dependent 1
Exons: 18
Coding region: 471-2528 (685 amino acids)
Biological process (GO): protein phosphorylation
Molecular function (GO): ATP binding; cGMP-dependent protein kinase activity
Source: RefSeq, a predicted model, not a curated record
GGCAACGGGGGCGGGUGGUGGGUCUGGAGAACCGGUGGGCGUCACUACCACCCUCAUCAUCACUUCUGCGGGGAACUUCCUCAUCGCCAGCGCUUCGGAGCGCGCGAGCUCCAUCGUCCUCUCUUCUUGUGCGCGGAGCGGAGGAGCUUCGGAAACGACGGUGGUCUCCGGCGGGCAUCCUUGGAAGGAAAAAAAAAAAAAAAAAAAGAAAAGGGGGGGAAAAAAGCUUGAUGGACACGUGCAGCAGAGGCUCGUCUCGGCUGGAGGGGGCUCUCAGCUGAUCGAGGCACCAGGACUGCCUACCUCCUAUAAAAGUUUGCGCUGCGCAGCGUUGCGUUGCGUUGCGGCGCGGCGGUGGAGCCUCUGCUCGCCUCGCCUCGCCUCGCCUCUCCUCUCCUCUCCUCUCCUCACCUCCCGCGGCGGACCUGGAGCUAGACCUGGAGCUGCACUUGGAGCUGGAUCUCGGAGCCAUGGGCACCCUGCGGGAUCUCCAGUACGCGCUGCAGGAGAAGAUCGAGGAGCUGCGGCAGCGCGACGCGCUCAUAGACGAGCUGGAGCUCGAGCUCGACCAGAAGGACGAGCUCAUCCAGAAGCUCCAGAACGAGCUGGACAAGUACCGCUCCGUGAUCCGGCCCGCCACGCAGCAGGUCCACAACAAGCAGAGCGUCCUGCAGGAGCAGCAGCGCACCAAGAGGCAGGCGAUCUCGGCGGAACCCACCGCCUUCGACAUCCAGGACCUGAGCCACGUGACGCUGCCCUUCUACCCCAAGAGCCCGCAGUCUAAGGACUUGAUCAAGGAAGCUAUUCUGGACAAUGACUUCAUGAAGAACCUGGAGAUGUCUCAAAUCCAAGAAAUAGUGGACUGCAUGUAUCCAGUUGAAUAUGACAAAGAAAGCUGCAUUAUCAAGGAAGGCGAUGUGGGCUCGCUGGUGUACGUUAUGGAAGAUGGAAAGGUGGAGGUGACGAAGGAGGGCAUGAAGCUGUGUACGAUGGGCCCAGGGAAGGUGUUUGGAGAACUGGCCAUUCUCUACAACUGCACCAGAACGGCCACCGUCAAGACCCUCACCAACGUGAAGCUCUGGGCAAUCGACCGGCAAUGUUUCCAGACCAUCAUGAUGAGGACUGGCUUGAUCAAGCACACCGAGUACAUGGAGUUUUUAAAAAGUGUCCCGACAUUCCAAAACCUUCCAGAGGAGAUACUGAGCAAACUUGCCGACGUGCUUGAGGAGACACACUACAGCGAAGGGGAGUACAUAAUUCGGCAGGGUGCUCGAGGAGAUACCUUCUUCAUCAUCAGCAAGGGAAAGGUGAAUGUCACACGGGAAGAUUCAUCUGCUGAAGACCAGGUCUACCUGCGGGCACUGGGCAAGGGAGACUGGUUUGGGGAGAAAGCUCUUCAGGGGGAGGACAUCCGGACUGCCAAUGUGAUCGCGGCGGAAGCCGUCACCUGCUUAGUCAUUGACAGAGAUUCAUUUAAGCACUUGAUCGGAGGACUGGAAGACGUCUCCAACAAGGGCUAUGAGGACGCUGGAGCCAAGGCUAAAUACGAAGCGGAGAACGCCUUCUUUUCCAACCUGAAGCUGGCCGACUUCAACAUCAUCGAUACGCUCGGGGUGGGAGGAUUCGGCCGCGUGGAACUGGUACAGCUGAAGAGCGAUGAGGGGAAGACGUUUGCAAUGAAGAUCCUGAAGAAGAGGCACAUCGUGGACACGCGACAGCAAGAGCACAUCCGCUCAGAGAAGCAGAUCAUGCAGGAAGCCCACUCCGACUUCAUUGUCAGACUGUACCGGACGUUUAAGGACAGCAAGUACCUUUACAUGUUGAUGGAGGCCUGCCUUGGAGGAGAGCUGUGGACCAUUCUUAGGGACAGAGGUUCGUUUGAAGACUCUACAACUCGGUUUUACACAGCGUGUGUAGUCGAAGCCUUCGCCUACCUGCAUUCCAAAGGAAUCAUCUACAGAGACCUCAAGCCAGAGAACCUGAUUCUGGAUCACAGAGGCUAUGCCAAGCUGGUGGAUUUUGGAUUUGCCAAAAAGAUUGGGUUUGGAAAGAAGACCUGGACUUUCUGUGGAACACCAGAGUAUGUAGCUCCUGAGAUCAUCCUGAAUAAAGGACAUGACAUCUCUGCAGACUACUGGUCCCUGGGCAUCCUCAUGUAUGAGCUCCUCACUGGCAGCCCUCCGUUCUCAGGCCCAGAUCCAAUGAAAACUUACAAUAUAAUCCUGAGAGGUAUUGACAUGAUUGAAUUUCCAAAGAAGAUCACCAAAAACGCAGCCAACCUCAUAAAGAAACUGUGCAGGGACAACCCUUCAGAAAGGCUGGGCAACUUAAAAAAUGGCGUCAAAGACAUCCAGAAGCACAAGUGGUUUGAAGGCUUUAACUGGGAAGGAUUACGCAAAGGAACUCUGACACCCCCUAUCAUUCCCAGUGUCACGUCACCGACCGACACGAGCAACUUUGACAGUUUCCCGGAAGACAACGAUGACCCACCUCCGGACGAUAACUCCGGCUGGGACACCGAUUUUUAACCACAAUCCUCCAUGACGUGAACCGGCUUCCGUGUUGCGGCGCUGACGCGUGUCGUCUUCGGGGAGGAAUGAUUUCGUAACAAAACGCCGAGAAGCUGUAAAAAAAGGAGGACGGAGGAAGGGAAGGAGUUGAGCUCUGGGUCACCGAAAUGCCUUUGCCGAUGCCGCUCGAGUGGAUGACGUGGCGCCGAGGCCUGACGGUUCGGUUACGGCGUUCCGUCGCUGCACGUGCAGCCGUGCUGAAGCAGGUCUGGAGCUGAACCUCACAGAGAAUUCAAAAAAAAAAAAAAGAAAACAUUGACGACAGUUUGUGGUUUUUUUUGUUGCCACAGAUUCUCCAGUGCCGUUCUUGUUCUUCUAGGAUCCGUGUUUUCUUUUCUGAGUGGGAUAGCCACGUACGGAAAGACAGAGCCCUGCUCUGCGUUCUGCCUUUCAUCCAGCUGUUUCGAGGACAUCUGGCGUCCUCGGCUAUCCCGACGCUGCUGUCCUGGCAGUCAGAGACCGCCGUCUUUUUAGUCCUCUGGAGUGAACAGGACCACAGAUCCGCAAAACUCCCGUCUGAGUCACUUUCCAAAGUGCUCACCGUACUUCUGAAUGUUACUUCAAAGUCAAAUUAAAUGGUAAAGUAGCACAUACAUCAUGUAUAUGUAUAUAUUGCAUAUAUAUUCCGAGACACACACACACACACACACACACAUAUAUGUACCAAUAUUUACACAGUUUAACUUAGAAGCACAAGUGUUUCGUUCUUCUUGUAAAACCUGAAAACACGUGCAUCAGCUUUUGGCCACACUUUUCCCACGAAGCUCAAGCGUUUGUAUUCCACACUGUCUCCCGUCAGCACUGAUUUGCGAGCUUACGCGUUCCAUUUGCGUUACGUUACGAAGCCGAGCUCUUGAAAGGCUUAACAAUUGAAGCCGUUGUUCUGAAAGAAGGGAAACGGAACUGAUGCUCCCUGGUCUGCUCUGUAACCUCGGGAGAGAGUAACACUUCGGUCAUCUUGUCGGGUAUUUUAAUUUGUAUCGUUUAUAGAGCCGCUCACUCGUUAUGAGAUGUGAAUCCUUGCCUUAAAUGAGACAUAUCCAGUAUACAGGUAAUGCACUCUUUGAACCACCAGGGGGCACAGUGUCAUAGGCUUUCACGACCUGCAGAAGAUUGACCAAUCAAUCACCCCGUAUACAUGUCUUCAAAAUACACCUGAUCGACGACUAAGUAAUUCGACGCAGCCGAACUCAGCCCUCCUGAGUCUAAAAUCACAGUUCUACACUUCUUAUGACAAGCUAGCGCAGAUAUUCACGCUCAAAUGUUGCCACUCUUCACAUUCAAAUGACUGUACCACACGUCGCUGGAUAAACAAAUAGAGAAAUCUUAUUUAUUGCUAGGACCAGAGGUUAAUAUUUGUGUAAAUAAAUAUUUAGUGCUAAUAUUUUGUGAUACAUGUACAACUUUGAAUUGUUAAAGUAUAUUAGCUUUAGUUUUGUUUGACGCAAAGUGUGCUGUCCUUGACUUUAUUGAAACAGACUUGAAUGAUCUCCUGGCGUUGAUCAUCAGACUGAUGACUGUAAGCUCCCUCUCUCUACUUUAACUGUACACGGCAGUCUGGCAUAGUUGCAAGUGCCUUAAAUCAAUGGCAUCCAAAAA